AUGCCCCUUCAAGCCAGCGCCAAAUCACGUGCCAGGAGCAUCUCUAACCCUUCGUCCUGGAAGAAUCGUUCGCAACCUCCUACGCCGUCGUCGCAGCACUAUCCGCUGCUGGCUCCUGCGCCUAUCGCCCAUCGCCAAGGUCUUCCAGCAUGGGAUCGGACUUUCGACGCUGUUUACCACAGUGUAGUGAAGAAGACAAGCUUCGAACAAGUUCUCGGUUCCUUUUUGGAGGAUCAUGCUCGAAAGAAGUCUCGUUCUGGAUACUUUCGUCUUCCAGACUCGGUUCGGUUCAAAAUCUGCCAGUAUCUGCUUCCCGAUAUUGAAAAGCCUAUUCGCUUGAACAAGCACUCUUUCAACCGUGAUGUUUGGCGUAAGCAAGAUUUUGAAACGCCGAACUCGACGCUCUAUGAGCUCUCUUGCUACUUCCAGGUCUCCUUCGCCUUUCGUGCAGAUGUCCUCGUCACUUUUCUUUUACGAACAAGACUUCACGCCGUCCUCUCACCGUUUACUGGACCAAAAAUUAGCCCGCUUGCGACGACAUGGCUCAACCGCUAUGGGAUGUACGCCAGCAACAUUGCCAUCGAGCUAGACCUGACGCAUCUGGGUUGUGGUUCUGACCCUGCCGCCAUAGACCUCUCCCCAAGUCUUGAGCAUGUCGAAAACCUGCUGCAAGAUUUCGUCUCGGCACAACUCAAGCGCAAAGAAUCGUGUCCUAUGGGGAGCCUAGUUCUUCUUUGCCGACGUUUCCACGGAAGGCGACCCCUGAGAAUCACGACCGGACGGUAUACCAUAAGCAACAGUCGACCAGCUUCACGAAGCGCCAAAUCUCCAGAACCUUACAGCCCAAGAGCAAUGACACCCCGACGAUACGAAUCCGAGUCUGAGAGUGAAGCACUACGAAGUCCUGUGCUGCCCGAAAUUCGCAGCCCAACCCUCCCCUCACUGCCGAUGGUCGAAGAGUACUGCCCUGACUCGUAUCUCCUUUUCUGCAACAGCGUACUCCACCUCAAAGGGCGCAUUGCUUCUAUUCGCAUGUGUGGCUUCAGCGAUGAAUAUACAGCUCGAUUUAUUGGAACACUCUUCUCUGACGAGAACAAGAACCUUGCCUAUCGCGUUGCGCCAUCGACGAUCUGGCCUAAACUAAACGGCCAGAAAUCUUACGUUGACCUAGGUAAUGGUAACCUGGCGGUGGAUGAACACGAGGUGCCAGCCUCCGAUGAUAUACACAGCUCUUUACGCAAAUGGGAAGGUUGUGUUCAACUUCCACCACCUCUAAUCGAUGCCAAGGGGUACCUUCUUCUCCCAGCUCUCGUGGGUGAUCUGCAACAGCUGAGGAAUGCUGUUCCCAGGAGUGGAACCAGUUUAUCAGAACGGACGUGCGAAGAACUGAGCAAAGCAGGCACAAAGGGGAGCGAGACGUCAGAGAAGAAGAAGCUCGCGUGGUUCAAGAGCAAUUACGCCAUCGGAAAGCUCAAGAAGAAGAGAGCCAUGAGCAAGGAAGCUGCUGCAACAUAUUAA
Fusarium sp. VM40 is the source of this 1518-nucleotide messenger RNA. The record is from the annotation of a GenBank genome assembly. NCBI's taxonomy places the organism in Eukaryota, Fungi, Ascomycota, Sordariomycetes, Hypocreales, Nectriaceae.